Messenger RNA from Gamsiella multidivaricata, 759 nucleotides. RefSeq lists its product as uncharacterized. The record is from RefSeq and is a predicted model, not a curated record. The transcript is spliced from 3 exons. Bases 1 to 759 code for a protein of 252 amino acids. NCBI's taxonomy places the organism in Eukaryota, Fungi, Mortierellomycota, Mortierellomycetes, Mortierellales, Mortierellaceae.
AUGUCAAAAGCAACGAUCGAACGCAGGGCGAUCAGCAUCUUAUACGACUUUCAAAAGGCGCGCAAGGUCUGGGGCGAUCUUGUUUCGGAUGGAUUGACACAGGCGAAUGCUCUAGUCAAUGUGCAAUUGCAACAAGGAUAUGUGGACAACCCCGGAUAUUGGCCGCCGGCAUUGGAUCAAUUUUUGGAUCUCAAGGAGCGCUUUGAGAGUAAACUCCAAAAGAAGGCGGAAGCCAUGGCCCUGGACUUUGAGACGACCUUUGAGAAGCUGAGCGCACAAUACUCAAAGAUGAAACUGCAGACGAGUCAGUUUGAAUACUUGAUGGAGGAAGCAACGGAGACUUUUGGCGAAGCAUUCACAUAUCGGGAACCUCUGGGCAGUACAUGCACGUUAGAACAGAUCUGGAUUCAGCUGGACCGGGUCUUUGAGCUCUACACACUACAGAUCACGCUUAACAGAGAGAUUCUAGAUCAACUCGUCGCACGGAAUCAGCACCAUCAACCGCAGUUCAUUAGGGACCCAGGAACCUUGAGUGCGCAGCGCGGAGGGUAUUCGGAUACGACAGGGGCUUCAGUUACAGAGAACACGGUUGAUAUGGGAGGCAAUCAUGGCCUGAGUGGAUUCCUACCGCCGGUACGGAGGGAUAAAGAUCAAGGCAUGAUCCUGCUUUCCGCGUGGUUGAACCAGCCGCAUCUCAAGCCGGACGUCUUGGUAGCUUUUGAUGAAUUUUGUCAAAUUGAGCUUUUUACGAAUGAAUAA